Molecule: messenger RNA, 1752 nt
Organism: Charadrius vociferus (killdeer)
Lineage: Eukaryota; Metazoa; Chordata; Aves; Charadriiformes; Charadriidae
Gene: LMOD1
Product: leiomodin 1 (smooth muscle)
Exons: 4
Coding region: 1-1752 (583 amino acids)
Biological process (GO): myofibril assembly; pointed-end actin filament capping; muscle contraction
Cellular component (GO): myofibril; striated muscle thin filament
Molecular function (GO): tropomyosin binding; actin binding
Source: RefSeq, a predicted model, not a curated record
AUGUCCAAAGUGGCCAAAUAUCGGCGACAAGUUAGUGAAGAUCCAGACAUUGACAGUUUGUUGUCGACUCUGUCUCCAGAGGAGAUGGAAGAGCUGGAGAAGGAGCUGGAUGUGGUGGAUUCGGAUGGAAGCAUCCCUCUGGAGCUCAGUGAGAAAAACCAAACAGAAAAUUCCCCACCUGGCCCACAAAACUGCGACGCAGUGCUCAAUCACUGCGAAAAGGAGAGCAGGAAACUUAUUCAGAGGGAACACUCCAUAGACGAAAGCCGAUCGAGCGAGAAGAAGGGAGCCAAGAAUGAAGAAGAAAAGGGAAAGGAAACUCCUUCCAAAGACGUGGCCCGAAAACAAGAUACCAAAGCAGGGAAAGACUCUAAAAAGGAAGAAAGUGUUCAGAAAACAGACCCAAAAGUUAAAGCUGAGGCUGAGACCAAGACCAAAGAGGAGAAGGCUAUUAAUGACAAAGUCAAGGCCAUGGAGAAAAAGCUGCUGGGGAAGGACAAAAAGGAGGAAGAGAAGGGCUCAGCGUUAAAGAAGGAUGAAGAAGAGAAGGGCUCAGCAGCAAAGAAGGAGACAGGGAAGGACAAAAAGGAAGAAGAAAAGGGUUCUGCAUUGAAGAAGGGCACAGGGAAGGAUAAAAAGGAGGAAGAGAAGAGUUCAGGAUUGAAGAAAGAGGCAGAAAAAGACACAAAGGCAGACGAUAAGAAAGAAAAAGACAAAAAAGAAGAGGAAAAGAGUUCGGCUUUGAAAAAAUCAAAGGCAGAUGAGAAGGAGAAAUCCCAGCCAGAGGCAGAAAAGGCAGCGGAGGAGAAGCAGGAGGCCAAGGCGGCGGCCGAGAGCAGCCCCGCCAAGCCCACCACCGGCAGCUCCCCGGAUCAGGCCAAGGAUGACGAAGCCUCCAGCAUUUUCGAUGAGCUCAUCGAGAAGGUGAAGAACAACGACGCCGAGGUCACCGAAGUGAACGUGAACAACUCGGACUGCAUCAACAACGAGACCCUGGUGCGCUUCACCGAGGCCCUGGAGUUCAACACCGUGGUCAAGCUGUUCGCCUUGGCCAACACCCGUGCCGACGACCACGUGGCCUUCGCCAUCGCCAUCAUGCUGAAAUCCAACAAGGUGCUGACGAGCAUCAACCUGGACUCCAACCACAUCACGGGCAAGGGCAUCCUGGCCAUUUUCCGGGCGCUGCUGCAGAACAACACGCUGACGGAGCUGCGUUUCCACAACCAGCGGCACAUCUGCGGGGGGAAGACGGAGAUGGAGAUCGCCAAGCUCCUGAAGGAAAACACCACGCUCCUGAAGCUGGGCUACCACUUCGAGCUGGCCGGACCACGCAUGACAGUCACCAACCUGCUGAGCCGAAACAUGGACAAACAGAGGCAGAAACGCCUCCAGGAGCAGAAACUGGCACAGGAGCGCGGGGAGAAGAAAGACCUCCUGGAGGUGCCCAAGGCCGGCGCCCUGCCAAAGGGUUCCCCCAAGCCAUCCCCGCAGCCAUCCCCCAAGGCUUCCCCCAAAAGCUCUCCCAAGAAAGGGGGGGCGCCCGCCGCGCCGCCCCCACCUCCUCCUCCACUCGCCCCACCACUGAUCAACGAGAACCUGAGGAACUCGCUCUCGCCGGCCACGCAGAGGAAGUUGGGAGACCGGGCGCUGCCGGUCCAGGAGAAGAACUCACGGGACCAGCUCCUGGCGGCCAUCCGCUCCAGCAACCUCAAACAGCUCAAGAAGGUGGAGGUACAGAAGCUGCUGCAGUAG